Messenger RNA from Alnus glutinosa, 1827 nucleotides. RefSeq lists its product as uncharacterized. Bases 1 to 1827 code for a protein of 608 amino acids. NCBI's taxonomy places the organism in Eukaryota, Viridiplantae, Streptophyta, Magnoliopsida, Fagales, Betulaceae. The record is from RefSeq and is a predicted model, not a curated record. The transcript has a single exon.
AUGGAUAAAAAGCUCAGGGAGAUCAUUGAGAAGCUGGAGCAGAGGUGUGACCUGCUGACAGAAGCGGCGCAGCACCAGCAUAGCGGGAGCACAUCUAGAGCUGGAGAUCUGCUCCAGAAGUCGGCUUCCCCUUUUGCUGACCGGGUGGCCUCGUUCCGCCUCCCCGAGAAGUUUAAAGUCCCCGACAUCAAGACCUACGCCGGGCAGGAGGACCCGGUGGAGCAUUUGGACAACUACCGCGCUCACCUCGAGCUGCAGGGGACCCCGGAUGAGGUGGCGUGCCGCGCCUUCCCGCUGACCUUGUCGGGAAAUGCCAGGGAUUGGUAUAGAAGGCUUCCCCCGAAGUCCAUACAAAGCUUUGACGAAUUCGGAAAAAUGUUUGUAACUCAAUUUAUGGCGGGAGUUGUAAGAAAGAAGCCGGCAGGCACCUUGAUGUCAAUACAACAGGGGCGAGAUGAGUCCCUUAAGGAGUUCCUCCAGCGCUUCAACCAGGCAAGGCUAACCACCGAGAGCCUCACCGAAGAGUUUAUGCAUUCGGCACUCUAUCAGGGGAUCAGGAAAGAUGGGCCGCUGAUGGCUGACCUCGCUCGAAAGCCGACUCGUUAUUUGCACGAGUUCAUGGAGAGGGCAGAGGAGUUCAUUAACCAAGAAGAGACUCUUCGAGCGUUGCUCGGGAAAACAACCGGUCAAACCUCUAAUCAGGGGGACAAGUCGAAGAAGAAGAAGGAAUUCCACAAGAAGCAGGAGGUAUUGGAACCCGGGGUCAAGAAGAAAUUCCAGGAUUACAACUGGACUCCCCUCAACGCGCCCAUCGAAGAGGUCCUAGCGGCGAUUAAAGUGGAUCCCAUGUACGAGAAACCUGCGGAGAUAGUUGGAACCCCCCACCCGAGGAACGCUGACCACUAUUGCGCUUUCCACGAGUCGAAGGGGCAUAGCACAGAGAAUUGCAGGUCCUUGCGGGCCUUAAUUGAGAAGUUUAUCCGGAACGGGAAGCUACUCCGUUUCUUGGCGGGUCAACGGGGUCCGCCGGGGUUUGAUCGGAACCCCCAGCCCGAGGAACAAAGGAACCAGCCGCAGAGAUAUCGGGAAGAGCCCAGGGAAAGGAUGGAGCGCCCCCGGGACCGUGAUAGAGAGCCUAACUACCGACCGGCCGACCGAGACAGGCGAGAGAGAAGCAGGAGCCAAGCGCGACUGCCUGGUCGGGAAAACCUCCGCGAGAUUCAUACGAUAUCGGGCGGUUUCGGAGGAGGAGGUGACUCAAGUGCCGCGCGUAAGGCUUAUGCGAGGCACCUGAAAGAGUUUGAAAUAUACUCGGUCCAGAGACCGCCGAAGAUGAGGAAGUAUAAGGACUUACUCAUUGGUUUCUCGAAUGAGGACUUUGUUGGGGUCUCGCUCCCCCACUCGGACGCUCUGGUGGUGACUUUAGCCAUUGCAAAUCAUAAGAUACACAGGGUCCUUAUCGACACCGGAAGUUCCGCCGACAUAAUAUUGGUCCCGAUGAAGGGUCCCUUGGUCGGUUUUUCCGGAGAGCAGGUCCUCCCGAUCGGGUCUAUUGACCUACCGGUCAUGGCAGGAACUAGCCCCCAGGAGAAAACGGUUAUGGUAAAAUUCUUAGUGGUGGAAGGGCGGUUGGCGUAUAACGUUAUCCUGGGGAGGCCAGCCUUGAAUGAUUUGGGGGCCGUAACUUCAACACCCCAUCUGUGCAUGAAGUUCCCGACUAGCUCGGGAGUCGGUGUGGUUAGAGGAGACCAGAGGGCCGCCCGCAUGUGCUAUAUCACCACCUUGAAGGCCGGCCAUGCAGAAAGCACUGCGGAAGAGGAGAAAUAG